Messenger RNA from Eimeria necatrix, 2817 nucleotides. RefSeq lists its product as hypothetical. Gene Ontology annotation, cellular component: chloroplast. The record is from RefSeq and is a predicted model, not a curated record. The transcript has 2 exons. The coding region runs from base 1 to 2817 and encodes 938 amino acids. Lineage: Eukaryota; Apicomplexa; Conoidasida; Eucoccidiorida; Eimeriidae.
AUGGAUAGUGCCGCAGCUGCUGCAGUUGUUGCUGCUGCUGCUGCUGCUCGAGGCAUUCUGCGUUGCAGCUUAGCACAGAUAAACAAACCAGCAGCAGCAGCAGCAGCAGCAGCAGCUGCUGCUGCUGCUGCUGCUGCAGAUGCAGGAGUAACUGCAUCACCAAUAUUCUACUGUUCUGGUCACAUACCGAUUCAAAGGAGAUGUAGCGCAGCAGCAGCAGCAGCAGCAGCAGCAGCAGCAGCACAACUGCGGCCGGAAGGAGCGCGAGCCGCUGGGCUGCCUUUUGCUCACGCUGCUGCUGCUGUUUGCUUCUGGAGUUGCUCUGCAGCAGCACCGGCAGCAGCAGCAGCAGCAGCAGCAGCAGCAGGAUUGCGGAAGACAACGCCGCUGCUGCAACAAGCGAGGGCCGUUAGCAGCAGCGCCAGUAGUCACAGCAGCAGCAACAGCAGCAGCAGCAGCAGCAGCAGCAGCAGCAGCAGUUGCAGCAGUGUCAGCGUGGAUUGCCCAGAUGAGCACCAGCGGCAGCUGCAGCUGCUGCAGCAGCAAGCAGCACGACUGCCUUCUCUGCCUCCUGCUGCGCUGCUGCAGUUCCUGCAGCAGCUGCUGCUGCUGCGAUGCUCCUCAGUAGAGCUGCUGCAGCAGCUGCUGCCGCUGCUGCAGCGCGCUGCUGCUGCUCUUCCUGUGGAGCAGCUAAGUGCUGCUGCUGCUGUUUUGUCAGCCCUCUGCAGCAACCGGCGUGCGGCGCUGCAGCAGUGCCAGCGGGACAUCGAGCAGCAGCAGCAGCAGCAGCAGCAGCAGCAGCAGCAGCAGCAGCAUUGUAAGUCACGGGAAAAGCUUGCAAGGCGGCAGAUCAGCAUGCUGCAGCAGCAGCUGCUGCAGCUGCAGCUCUUUGAGAAGCAAUUGCGGGGGUUCAUUGGUAACACUGCGCUGCAGUUUGCCCAGCAGCAGCAGCAGCAGCAGCAGCAGCAGCAGCAGCAGCAACUGCUGCUGCUGCAGCAGAACCCGCCACAAGUUAUUGAGCUGCUGCACCGCCGAGCCGCAGCUGUCUGCUGCCUGCUGGACGCGCUGCAAGGGCUCCCUUUUGCUGCUGCAGAGGCAGCAGCAGCAGAGCGCAGUGUUGCUGCAGCAGCAGCAGCAGCGCUGCAGCAGUUCACAGCAGCGGAGCAGCAAACAUCUGCAGUUGCUGCUGCAGCACCGCAGCAGCUGAAGCUGCUGCAGCAGCUGCCUGCACGACUGGCCCGCAUCAUUGGAGUCUUCCUGUCGGGGCCCCACAGCAGCAGCAGCAGCAGCAGCAGCAGCAGCGACAGCCUCUGCAGCAGCGUAGCAGAGAGCCACAGCCUUGCUGCUGCUGCUGCUGAGGCUGCUGCAGCGCUUCUUGCCCUGCAGCAUCGCUUCCUUGCUGCUGCCUGCAGCUCAGCAGCGGUGCAGCAGCUGCAGCAGCAGCUGCUGCAGCAGCAGCCGAAGCAGCAGCAGCAUUCAGGGGACGAGGUUCCCGAAGGUAGCAGCAGCAGCAACGGCAGCAGCAGCUGCAGCAACAGCAGCAGCAGCAGCAGCAGCAGCAGCAGCACUGAGACGUGGGACCUCGCGGAGACAUAUCGUCUUGUGGCCCUUACUUUUAGAGAAGCAACAAAAGCACAAGUGGACCUGUGGAAGCCGUUAAAGGUAGUUUGCUGCAGCUUUGCUGCCCUUCCUGCUGCUGCUCAUGCGGCUGCGACGGAGGCAUGCUGCUGCUGCAGUGAUGGUUCUCUUUGGCUCGCAAUUCUUGCUGCUGCUGAUGCUGCAGCACCUGCACCCGCAGCAGCAGCAGCAGCAGCAGCAGCAGCAGCUGGAGACGCAGGAGACGUGAAUGCGGCGGGCAGUGAUGCUGGCCCCGCGCUCCUUGCUGCAGCAGCUCACAGCAACUGCAGCAGCAGCAGCAGCAGCAGCAGCAAAGUGGUGGAAGGGAAACAGGGGGGCUUCAGAAGCGGAAGGCGCCGGCGGUUUGCUUCUCCCGCUGCAGCAGCAGCAACAUCAGCUGCAGCAGCAGCAGCAGCUCUGCCCCGUCGGUUUGCUGCUGCUGCAUCUCAAGGGUUUGGAGUACCUCUUUUUGAAACUGAGUUGCUGCUGCUGCGUUGCCUCCUUAACAGAUCCGGUGAUGAGUCUGCAGCAGCGCAAACCCGGCAGCAGCAGCAGCAGCAGCAGCAGCAGCAAACGCAUCAGCAGCAGCAGCAGCAGCAGCAGCCGCUUCAGCUGCAACUGCAGCGGCUGUCGACAAAGGCUCUGUCGCAACUUCUACUGGCAGCAGCUGAAUUGCUGCAGGCGAAUGAGGUGCUGCAGCAGCCAGCAGCAGCAGCAGCAGCAGCAGCAGCAGACAAGAGCGCAGUUGAGGACAUUACCGCUUUUGCUGCUGCUGCAGUUGCUGCAGCAAUGCCGGAAUGCUGGCGCUGCUCCCCUCGAGAUGUGCUGCGGAUGCUGCGGAGCAUAGAAGUGCUCCGUCCUGCCGUGAAGUUCCAGCAGCAGCAGCAGCUGCUGCAGCAGCAGCAGCAGCAGCAGCAGCAGCGCGUGUCACGCAGCGACAGCAGCAGCAGCAGCAGGCCAGAGCUGCAGCCGCAGCUGCUGAUGUUCUUUGGAAACCUCUUGAUGCGGUCUCUACAAGCAGCAGUUGACCGACAGCAGCAGCGGCAGCGCCGCCGGCGCAGCAGCAGCAGCAGCAGCAGCAGCAGCAGCAGCAGUGCGGCGGACACUGAGGGCAGUUUGGCGGCCCCUUUGCUGCUGCCGCUUACUGCAGCGGAGGCCAAUCAGCUGAUCAGUCUUGCAGUGAGCCUGCUAGCUAGCUAG